Messenger RNA from Ustilaginoidea virens, 1296 nucleotides. RefSeq lists its product as uncharacterized. Gene Ontology annotation, biological process: transmembrane transport. NCBI's taxonomy places the organism in Eukaryota, Fungi, Ascomycota, Sordariomycetes, Hypocreales, Clavicipitaceae. The record is from RefSeq and is a predicted model, not a curated record. The transcript has a single exon. Bases 1 to 1296 code for a protein of 431 amino acids. Gene Ontology annotation, molecular function: transmembrane transporter activity.
AUGGUGGAGCCGAUCGCCUUCUUCUCCGUGUUCCCCUUCAUCGCGCAAAUGGUGCAGCGCAACGGAAACCUGGCCGACUCGGACGUGGGCUUCUACAGCGGCCUCAUCGAGUCCCUCUUUUCCGCGGCGCAGGCAGUCGUCUUCAUCUUCUGGGGCCGCCUUGCCGACAGGCUGGGCCGCAAGCCGGUCCUCAUCUGCAGCCUGUGCGGCAUGGCCGUCGGCCCGGCUUUGUUUGGUGUGGCCACCAGCAUCGGGCAAAUGGUCGUCUUUAGGUGCUUGGCCGGCGCCUUCUCCGGCUGCGGCCUCAUCAUUCGCACCAUGAUCGGAGACCUCUGCACCGAGGACAGCCAGGCCCUCGCCUUCACCUGGUUCGCCUUUGCGGGCAACGUGGGCAUCUUUCUUGGCCCGCUCAUUGGGGGAGCCCUGGCCAAUCCGGUGGAGCAGUAUCCCGGGCUGUUUGCUGGCAACCGCUUCUUCCAAACCUACCCGUACGCGUUGCCGGGCCUGGUUGUGGGUUUCGUCUGCGCCACUGCCGCGUCGACCUCGAUGCUCUUCCUGGAAGAAACCCUCGACAGAGCUGGCGCGGCUCAUCCGCCGGGCACGGACAAUGGCGCUUCGCCCGAGAGGGGCCCGCUUGAGGCUCCUCCCAACAACAGCAUGACCCUGUGGCAGCUUGUCAAAGCACCCGGCGUCGCGGCCGUGCUGUGGGUCUACGGCCACGUCAUGGUUCUCGCCUUCGCCUUCACGGCCAUAAUACCAGUAGCCCUCUUCACCCCGGCUGAUAUCGGGGGUCUUGGUUGCUCGGCAGCCGAGAUAUCCGUCUACAUGGCGACCCAGGGUGCCAGCCAAGCCAUGUGGUUGCUGCUUGCCUUCCCGUAUCUGCACCGUCGGUUGGGUACCAACGGCGUGCUACGCCUGUGUGCAAUCGCGUACCCGUUCUUCUUCGCAGGCUACGUUGUCAUGAACGCGCUGCUUCGCCAUGGCUCCGAAGCCGCCACGGCCUGGUUUUGGGUAGUCGGCUGCGUCGUGGUCUUCAUCGGUCCUGGUGUUUCCAUGGUAUUCACCGGUGUCCAGCUAGCCUUGAACAGCGCUUCACCAACACCGCACUUGCUGGGCACUUUAAACGCCGUCGCUUUGACCUAUUCCAGCGUCAUUCGCUCCAUUGUUCCAGCUGUGGCCACCGCCGUCUAUGCCGUCGGAGUACGUCGCCAGAUCCUGUGGGGCCACCUGGCCUGGAUCAUCCUCAUAUUUAUAUCCAUGACCCUCCCACGCUGCUUGAAGUGGCUGCGAAACUGA